AUGUCCUCUCCAAUCCCUCCAAUCCACCAGUACUCCUCUUCUAUCGAAGACCCCUCCCUGGAUCACACAAUGAGCACGCCAGAUGACUUAUUCAAUGCAUAUCUCCAAGCUCACUACCAAGGCCCGGGAACAAACCACCAUGGCCCAGGAACAAACUAUCUAAACCCGGAAACAGCGCUACCCACCUUCAACACCUUUCGAACACAGCACGUCAACAGCAUGGGCCACUCUCAAAGCCGUCGAAAACUGGUCGUUAACAACACAAUGCAGGUGCAGCCUCAAGAGACGGCCAUUAGCCAUGCGCACGCACCUUUUGCUAGCGCAACGGCACAGCAAGAAUCCUUUGUCGAUGCUGUGAACACGCAAUUUCAUCUAGUUGCUACUAGCCCGGUCGUAUCUGUCGCGACCUUGACAUCCACCUCUUCCUCAUCGCCCCCUCAGUCCGUCCCCGCCUUCCUUCCCUACGCAUCAGCAAUCUGCGCUCAGUACCCCAAGGUCAACCACUGGACGUGGUACAACUACUUGUUGAAGUGCAAGGAGGCCAGAUUGACUACAAGGAUGCGGGGAUCGUAUGGCUAUCUCAAGCUCGAGGACAGGACCAUGCUGAAUGACUCAACUCGCAAACAACAUACUGACUUCGUCAACGACAUCGUGGCACUUUUCCCCUUCAUGGGGCUCUGUUACGGCACGUGGAAGAUCAACAAGGUUGCGAUCUCCAUAUACCCCAACUGGCGACAAACCUGGAUCACCUCAAAUAACAAACUACGCCCCAAGAGCAGACACACUCCUGCAAAGAACCCUCGCGUGAAGAAGCAGGAUCCCAACGACGCAACAGUCUCGCUUGGGAUGAAGCGCAACGUGUCUGAAGGCGCAGACGAUGGCAGCAACGCCGGAGCUUCGUUCUUGAAGAAACCUAAAGCGGGUGUAUCUAAGGUGUUGAGCCCUGCUCGUGAGGACGAUGGUGAUGGUGACGCGCUCAACAUGACGUUCGUGCUGUCUUUGCCUCCGCCGCCACCUCCCCGUUCCCCAUUGUGCCCUCCUUCCAGCGCUGUGGUAGCCUUGAACGACCAGGAGGAGGCAAUAGAUACACUUCGCCUGGCAGCCACCAAACCGCUGCCACAGACGAAGAAGUUCGUCUUGCCGAGACCUAUCCCCACCAACCUUGCCAAGGAGGCACUCAAAAGGGUGGAGCUCGCGAAGCUGAAGGACGACCCUCCUGCCAAUGCUGGCGCUCAGCCGCUGCCCGAGGAGACUGGGAGCUCCUUGCUCAUCGAGCAGGAUGCUUCUCCUGUCCCGAACAUUGGAGAAGUUGCUCCCUCGGGUGUUCCUUCCUCCGAAGACGCUGCUGCCCCUUGCGGCGUGGCUCCUCUUGAUACCCAGUCCCCCAACCCUGUUCCUCAGGUCAAUACUAAGGCGCCAGCAUUUCCAGCACCGGCGGAAGCCUUGUUUCAGCUGGGCAACAAAAAGAUUGGAAAGAGUCUCUGUGCCUACCGCUGGCUCGCGGACGUAUCCAUUCCUGCAGAAAAUAAGACCAGAGAGGCCUUCAAUCCCUACUGGAUGAAGGAAUUGUCCGUCAAACAGAGAGAUUGCUAUAACCACGAGGCCAAACACGUGAAAGACGACACUAAAUGGAACCCAACGGAUGCCGCGUUUCUCAACGGUCCCCGCUACUAA
Coniophora puteana RWD-64-598 SS2 is the source of this 1674-nucleotide messenger RNA. RefSeq lists its product as uncharacterized. Bases 1 to 1674 code for a protein of 557 amino acids. The transcript is spliced from 9 exons. Lineage: Eukaryota; Fungi; Basidiomycota; Agaricomycetes; Boletales; Coniophoraceae. The record is from RefSeq and is a predicted model, not a curated record.